AUGAAUACGAGAUGGAGUGAACACGUCCAGCGCAGCGCAGGAUGCGCAUCCCCGGCCGGGGACAAGGUAGAGCAACCCGGCUGUCUUUCUGCUGUCGCGUGUCAGAGAUUUUCCGCGGUGCUGUGGAUUGAUCGUUCCUCUCGCCGCCCUCCUGCCGCCGGUGCCGGUGUAUGAUGGAGAGCCCCGAAGGCUCUGGCAGCGACACCAAACCGCAGAACCACCAGUUGGAGAAGAGGAGGCUGAACCGGGCGCCUUCCCCGGCCAGACCUUUCCUCAAGGAUGUGCACUGUCGCUCCACCAAACCGCCUGCCAUCGUCCCGAAAUCCCCCAAAUUCAACAAGCAGCAGCAGCAGUCCGCCCCGGUGCCCUUGGGCCAUCCGAACCGCAGCUCCAGACGCCACACGCCCGGUGCCAAGGAGAAGCCCGCCACGACGAAAAGUAACACCAAGUCGCCCGUCGUGAAAAAGCCCUCGAAGGUGCCUCAGCAUGCGGCCGUGGAUCCCAGAGCCGCCGGCACCAAACCGGACAGCACCAGCAGCCCCAUCUUCGCCAAAGGCAAGAAGGGGAAACUGGCCCUGGGCCCUCUCGGCCACGGAUCCCCGAUCCGGGUGCCGACCGGAGCGCUCCUCUGCCGGGUCAGCCAGACGGACAGCAGCUCCGACCUGUCGGACUGCCAGUCCGAGCCGCUGUCCGACGAGCAGAAGCUGGCACCGGCUGCUGGAAGCGACGCGGAGUCCGGCACCGGCUCCAGUGACCGGGAUCAGGUGGGAGGGGAUAAUCCUCUGCGGGCAGAAGCCUCCGGAGCGGCUGAUGCUGCUGCUGCUGCUGCUGAUGCUGCUGAUGCUGCUGCUGCGUCUCCGUUGCGCACAACCGAGGCGUCCGCCGCCAAGGGAAGCAUGUCUCAGGCUGCGGGGGCGCACGGAGGGAAACACAAGCAGGAGAAACCCUCGCCAGGUGCACCAUUCCGACUGCCAGGCACCAAGGAUGCGACCGAGGAGGACCUGCUGCGGGAGGUGGAAGAUUUGAGAUCCGAAAACGACUACCUCAAGGAUGAAGUGGAUGAGCUGCGAGCGGAGAUGGAGGAGGUGCGAGACAGCUACCUGGAGGAGGAGGUCUACCAACUGCAGGAGCUGCGGCGAGACCUGGACCGCUCCAACAAGAACUGCCGCAUCCUGCAGUACCGCCUGCGAAAGGCCGAGCAGAAGAGCCUCCGGGUCGCACAGACGGGCCACGUGGACGGAGAGCUGCUCCGUAGUCUGGAGCAGGACCUCAAGGUGGCCAAAGACGUGUCGGUGCGUUUGCACAACGAGCUGGAGAGCGUGGAGGACAAACGCAGCAGAGCGGAGGAUGAGAACGAGCUGCUUAGGCAGAAGAUCAUCGAGGUGGAGAUCUCCAAGCAGGCGCUGCACAACGAGCUGGAGAGGACCAAAGAGACUGCGGCGAGGAGACGAGGAAGCAGGGAAACAUUUAAAGAUAAGAAGUCCACGAGUCAGGAGGACAGUGCAGACCUCAGAUGCCAGCUCCAGUUUUCCAAAGAGGAGUCCGGCCUGAUGAGAAAAAAGAUGGCGAAGCUCGGCCGGGAGAAGGACGAACUGGAGCAGGAGCUGCAGAAAUACAAGUCGGUCUACGGGGACGUGGACAGUCCCCUUCCGCUGGCCGAGUGCCCCGGCGGGGGGCCUCACACCACCCGAGAGGCUGAGCUGCGGUUACGGCUCAAGCUGGUGGAGGAAGAGGCCAACAUCCUGGGCAGGAAGAUCGUGGAGCUGGAGGUGGAGAACCGCAGCCUGCGGGCGGAAAACGAGGACAUCCGGGUCCAGUACGAAAGGGACUGCUUCGGGCGGGAGCCGUUCUCCAGCAUGCCCUCGUCGCCCUACGGCUGCGACGCGCUCGAUUCGGCCAGCGAGCUGCGUCGCCAUCUGCAAUUUGUGGAGGAGGAGGCUGAGCUGCUGCGCCGCUCCAUCUCAGAGAUCGAGGACCACAACCGGCAGCUGACGUCUGAACUCAACCGCUUCAAGUUCGGGCCCGGCAGCGGCAGCGGCUCUGUCGGCGAGGAGGGCGGCGAGGGAGGCCUGUUCAAACCGGGCAACGGAGGAAACGGGAUGAUGAUGGAGGAGCUCAAAGCGGCUCGCAUGCAGAUCAACGAGCUGAGCGGAAAGGUGAUGAAGCUGCAAUACGAGAACCGGGUCCUCGUGUCCAACGUCCAGCGCUGCGACCUGGCCGCACACCUGGGCCUGCGCACCGGCAGCCCCCGGGACAGCGACGCGGAGAGCGACGCCGAACGCCGCGAGGCAGCCGAGGAAGAGGAGGCCGGGCGUCUUCUUCUCCUGCAGCCCAAGAGGGAGGGGCCGAUCGGGGGCGAAAGCGACUCCGAAGACCUGUUUGAGAAAACCGCCACCACCUCGGGGUUCGGAAGCGUCAAGCCGUCGGACGGCAGCGAGCUCAGCGCGGCGGAGAUGGCCAGCCGCAGGAGAGAAGAGCGCGAGUCGUUCACCAACGUGAAGCGCGAGGCGGAUCGGCUCGGGAAGACGGUGGAUCGGCUGAUCACGGACACGGACAGUCUGAUCUUCGAGGGCAGGCUGCUGGUGACCACGGGAGAGAGCCUGGAGGAGGUGGAGGCGUCUGGAUCCAAACCAGACACCCAAGUCCUGGACACCAUCAACACUCGCAUGAAGGCUUUCCGCACUGAGCUACACAUCUUCAUGGAGAAGCUGGACCACGUGGGGGAGGGGCUGAGAGAGAGGACGGACGAUCUGUCCCCCAUGCCGAACCUCACAGAGUCCAGCAGCUUCCUGUCCACGGUCACCUCCAUGUCCCGGGACUCUCCCAUCGGCACUUUUGGACGAGACCUGGCCACAGACUUCCAGCUCCGCGACACGCCUGCUUCUGACCUCCAGUUUCGUCUGGAUCACGAGCGACGGCUGAGAGCAGCGACGGAGGAGCAGGAGGCCGUCGUUUCUUUUCCUCAGCAGGAAGACGAGCGACUGCGUCUGGAGGCCCAGCGCGGAGGUCUGAACCUGCAGGGACUUCAGACCCAUGAAGUGCCCUGGCCCCAGGAGAGAGCCACGCUGCAACAAGAGGUCCGCCUCUUCAGACGCAACAACAUCAUCUUCUACAUGAAGCUCCGGUGGAUCCUCACGCACUGGAGGCUCGGCAGCAAGGACGACUGCGGGGAGGAGGCGGGGAACCCGGAGUUGGAGAAGUUGGAGGGCUUCCCAGAGCUGGGAGUGAUAAUGGAGCAGGCGCAGGGGGAGUCGGAUCAAGAUGACAGACUGUGUUUACCGCAGACUCCCGAGAACGUCCCGGACCCCGGGCCCAUCGUCCCUCUGGCGUCACCCGAUCGACACCCGCAGCAUCCCAGACAGUUCGGGGAGAACCGGCAUGUGCUGCAGGCCCUGCGGACGCUGCUGGAGGAGUUUCAAGUGGAGCUGCGGGAGGAGGCGGCGCGGCGGAGCCAACUGCAGCAGUCCUACGCCAAUGACAAAGCCGCCUGGGAGGUCAAGUGGGCGGAGAUGAAGGGCCAGUUCGCACAGCUGGAGGAGGAGGCACAAGGCAGGGUGCGAGGCGAGGCUCAGGGAGGGGAAGGGGAUCCGGCCCAAGAACCCCAGUGGGCCCUGGAGCUGGAGCGCGAGGAGCACCGGCGCCUGCUGGCCGACAGCCACAGCGCGUCCCUGGACCUCCGCUGGAAGCUGCAGCACGGAGAGAAGAGGUGGAGCCGCGAGAGGGGAGAGCUGCUCGGGUGCUUCGACCGGGAGCGGCAGGAGUGGGAAGCCGGCACGAGGGAGCUCCAACGCAAGAUGGAGAAGAUGCAGAGAGAGCUGAACAGCCGGCGGGGCGAGGGCGCCGACGUCAAAGACGGUGGUUCGGACCACAGAGGGGGGUUCUUUCCUCAGGACAGUCCCUGCAACGCCCCCCGCUCCCCCCGCUCCCCGCGCUCCCCCUGUUCCUCUGCAGCCCUCCCUGCUCACCCUCCCACGCGCUCCCACUCUGACUCUGAGGCCAUGCUGGAGGAGCAGGGGGCCGCGAUGAGGCGGAAGGGCCCGAGGGAAAGCCUGUUCCUGGAUGCGCUGUCUCUGGACCCCCUCGGCGCCCUGGAGGUCCCUUCCCCCUCCAGGCUGGAGAGGGAGAAGAGGUUCCCCUGCAUGAAGGAGGCCCUGAAUGAGAUUUUGGAGAGGGAAGUAGAUCUUGCGAGCCCAGAUGAGGAGAUGGGCGGCGGCAGUCUGCUCAGAGCCAAGUCUGUGUGCUCCAUGAGCGACUUCCAGCGGUUGAUGGACAGCUCGCCGUUCCUCCCUGACAAGACCCGCCACGGCGACCUGGGCCAAGACGACGUCACCCCGCCUCUGUCCCCGGACGACCUCAAGUACAUUGAGGAGUUCAACAAUAAGGGCUGGGACUUUCCGGCGUCCGCCUCCAGCCGGGAUCCUGGCCUGGAAGCGUGGGCGGACAGACCCCCCGAGGCCCGGGGAGGGGAGCUCGUUCUCGAACCAUUCCAGCCGGCCUCCUGGUUCCUCACCACCAGCGCCACCUUGACCACCAGCACCUUGAGCAGCCCCGAGCACUGCCACAAGUCCCCGCUGAGGGGCAACGGAGCGGGGGCGGCAGGGGCGGGAACGGAGCACUACGGGGUCCACAUGCUCCACAGCCCCACCCGACCUGGGGCGGCCGACCGCCCCACCGCCCAAGACCCGGACUUCCUGUACGCCAAAGGGACCAAAGCCAGGGGCGGGGGAGAGGCCGGGGUGGCGGCCGGCGGGUCAGACGAGGUGUUCAGCGGCGGGAGGUGGGCUUGUGGGCUCCUGGAGGGCGGGGGCCUGAGGACUUCUCCUAGCCCGUCUCCUCUCUGCCCCACCGUGGGCUUCACCUCCUCUCUGGAGCUUCAGCUCUCCAGAAACAUGAGCGACGACAUGAAGGAGGUGGCCAUCUCCGUGCGGAACGCCAUCCGCUCGCCGCCGGGGCCCGUCGUCAGGGACACCGCCUGCCAGACCAACGGGUUCACCACGCGAGGCACGCAGACCACUCAGACCAUCAGCGUGGGCCUGCAGACGGACCUGCUGAGGAACCUGACCAGCAGCCCGCACCGCUGCCUCACCCCCAAAGGUGGCGGGACGCCCAUUUCCUCGCCGUCUCGCAGCCUGAGGAAGGUCCAGUACUCCCCCGUCGUGCAGAGCAAGUUUGAGCGGCCGUGCUGCUCGCCGAAGUACGGCUCGCCCAAGCUUCAGCGCAGACUGUCCGCGUCCGCCAAGGCCGAGCUGCCCAACGCCAACGCCAGCCGCGCCCCCACCCCCACCACGCCGCAGAAGGGCAACAGCGAGUCGGCGUGGGCCCGCUCCACCACCACCCGCGACAGCCCCGUCCACACCACCAUCAACGACGGCCCCUCCAGCCUCUUCAACAUCAUCGACCACAACCCCGUGCCCUACGACUCCCUGCCCAAGUUCAACAAGUCGCCGAGCCGCUCUCGCCCCGCCGCCGCCGCCGGCGGCGAGCCGGGCCCCGCCCAGGGGGGCCUCGCGACGGACCCCAGGGGCGAGUGCCCGCGGACGGCCCGCGGGCGCUCGCCCAGCCCCGUGCAGCCGAUCGCGGAGACGCAGGCGGACCGGAGCGCGGAGGUGGCGAGCGCGAGGCAGGACCUGUCGGCGCCGCCGGGCUACUCGCUGGCGGAGAACACCGCCCGCAUCCUGAACAAGAAGCUGCAGGAGCAGGGCCUCAGGGAGGAGCGGCGGCUGCAGGCCGGGGGACAGAGCAGCUACGGCAGGGACGGCAGCAGGCAGGCCGACGCAGACAGAGGACAGUCCGGAUGCUUGGAGGACCUGCCUCGCUCUCCGGUGGCUCCGCCCCUGGACUCCUGUUUCCUGAGACCAGCCCGCCCGGCCAACCGCCGCCCCCCCUCCCGCUGGGCGUCCCACUCCCCCUCCUCCUCCCCCAAGUGGAGAGAGGGCACAAAAAGGAGGUUCACCUUCCCGCCGCCGGGACACCGGGAGGCCAUCGCGGAGGGCGAGGAGCUGGCGUGAGGCCGCCCUCUACCUCCUCUCUCCCGUUUCCACCUCAAAGACCCUGCACCUCAGAACCCCCCCCCCCCAGAUCUAGAUGGGGGCCUGGAGGUGGGGAGGGGGGGCGGGGGGGGAUACACCCAGUAGCACCAGCUGACCAUCGAGGAACCAGAACUAUUUUUUUUUUAGAAGAACCCCUGGAAUGUACUGUAAUAUCAUCCAAAAAUAUUUCAAAAUCACAUUUCCGUAAGAGGUGCCUGCACACGCUUGAGUUCCUCAUGACGCCCCACGUGUGUGUGUGUGUGUGUGUGUGUGUGUGUGUGAACUGUAGGUCAGUUGUAUUUGUAUGAAGUUUACAUGAUUCGUUCUUCUCAUCUGUUUACAUUUUUUGCUUUUACGUUGUCCCACGUCGAUCCGUGUAGAAACUAUUUUUGAGUAAAAAAAAAAAAAAAAACGUCUAUAUUUGUGUUGCCAGCCUUUGGUGCAUGACUUUUUCUGUUUGGAGAGCAAACAAACAAACAAACAUGCUUCUGCUUCAUCGGGUCUGGAGCAGAGACAUGUGAUGUCGUUUCUGAUGCUAAUGUAUUAAUGAUCAGGUGGGGUUGAACCUUUGGCUCUGUAGACAUGUAGAAGGUGGUUGACGACAAACUGAAUAACCUUAUGCAUAUUUGGAAGGCAGUUGUACAAAUAUCGGUCAAAUAUUUGCAUGCCUUUUGAACACUAGCACUUUAGUGCAUGUACAUAUGAGCUUCCGUCAUUUGUGAUCACUCGGCUCCGCUGUGGGGAGGAGGGGGGGUGAGAAAUGUGACGGGAACUCUGAAGCUGUUUUUUUUUGUUGUCCAAAGAAUUGCAUUGACUAAAAUAAUGAGAAUUUUUAUUGUACCUACCAGGCUGUCUUUGUUACCAUUGGAUAUGAAAUACUUUUUCUUUUGUCUAGAAAAAGGGAUUGUGGAAAAAAAAAAAUGAAUGUUUUAAAUGAAAAGUCUAUGUAAAGAAAAAAACUAACGAUCUAUAGUCUUAUGUAAAUACUGGUAAUAAACAUGAAUGUGUAUUUACAAGA
Molecule: messenger RNA, 7047 nt
Organism: Pungitius pungitius (ninespine stickleback)
Lineage: Eukaryota; Metazoa; Chordata; Actinopteri; Perciformes; Gasterosteidae
Product: microtubule cross-linking factor 1
Exons: 14
Coding region: 171-6008 (1945 amino acids)
Biological process (GO): regulation of autophagy
Source: RefSeq, a predicted model, not a curated record